GUCCAAUAGACCACGCAACAACUGAUUCUCACCAACAGGUGUUCCAAUUCAAUGGUCUACCAGGACAAAUAUCGCAACCUUGCCAGCCGCUGAGCUCAGAAAGCUCUCUCACAGACCUACGGUAUCGAUUUAACGUUCAAGACCCAAACAUGAUUCCCAAAUCUAAUCGAACUCGCAAGAAGUCGUCCCAGGGUUCAGAACAGAAUAAGCACCGCCGGACAAGAUCUGGCUGUUAUACCUGUAGAAGCAGGCGUGUCAAGUGCGAUGAGAUUCACCCGAUUUGCGAACGAUGUAAGAAAGGUGGUCGAGAAUGUGUCUAUCCAGACAUAUCAACAUCCACCAAACAGGGAAGCAAUAGUCCCCCCCAGACGAUUCAGGCCGGGGCCCAAGGAAGUCCGGGUUCAUCAUGGGAUGAAUAUGAAGACGGCCUGGAACGUACCCCUCUCGAGGCGACACCUAGCGAAGAUGAGAUCCAUAAGAUGAUGGCAGCAAAUUUUGGAACCGCGCCGAAAUCCAAUGCUCACUGUAGUAGUGUUUCUCAACAUAUGGGUGGACAGAACAAUACUGCAGGAACAGGUUCAGAGACAUCGCCGCCUGGGCUAGAUAUAGGUGCAUCGCCUACACCAUCUACAGAAGGUUCUGUAGGAUACCUCUCAUACCAGGCAUUCGGUACCUCUCGACUUGGAACAACGUCCUCGCCAUCUGUAAUUUCGACCAACUUAAGAAUCGACUGGUCCCAACUCCCCCCAGAUCUUCAAUUUUAUCUGGCUUACUUUUACCAAAACCUCACUCACCUCCAUUACUCCUUGAAGUUUGACCCAGGAAAUGUCCUGAAGACAACUUUUCUCGAUGCCGCCUUGAGGAAUGAAGCACUACUUUAUGCCCUGGUCGGAUUUUCGGCUUUUCAGCGAACAUUGCAUAAUUCUGACGGCAAAAUCCAAGAUUUCCUUCAAUAUUACAAUAAGGCAGUAUCCUUGCUGCUCGAAUCUCUGAGAAAAGGCGAGCGACAUAAUGUAGGCACACUACUGGCAAUAUUGCAGCUUGCAACAAUCGAGGAAUUUCUAGGGGAUUGGAUCAACUUGCUGGGCCAUCAAAAGGCAGCGUACGAGAUCCUGACAGAACUCUAUACUCCCCAGACAAUAAUGGAGAACGAAAUGAGCCGUGUCAUACUAGGAUGGUACUUGAGGUUCGACGCUUUGGCCAGCCUGAUGACUGGAUCUGAAAUGGUCCUCGACAGGGAGUGGCCGUCCUAUGCGCAAGACUUUUUUGAGCAACAAGUAUCGAGAGAGUCUACUAACCUUAACUGGAAGAUUGAGCUCGUUUUUGCACAACUCCGCCUCAUCGCUAUGGACAUGUCAACUGUCUUCGCAAAAAACGGCAAAGAGGGGAUUACCCAUGGUCAACUUUUCGAAGAAAUUGAAGCUAUAGGGAAACGGAUCGAGGCCUGGAAGACCCAGAUGGAUCCAUCUCUACAAGAUAGUCGUUACCUGGUUACAGAUUUCAGCGGCGCCCCAGCUUUUGACCCUGAUGACAUCGUCAACCCCUAUAUGCCUGGCGUUAUAUAUGGUGGACCCCUCUGGGUGAUGAACGUCGCCGCGAUCGACUGGCAUUCUAUCAGCUUGAUGCACCUGUAUCAGACCGCCUUGACGAUAAAGACGCAACCGAGUAGAGAACUUUGUCUCAAGGCGUAUGCUAGUUGUCAGCUGUUUGAAUCUGUCGAGCUCUGGCCUGGGAGUCCUCCCGGUACAGUCUUGGCUUUACAAUCAAGUCUUGGAAUAUCAUGCUCGUUCCUCCCUAGAGAUCAGAGACACUCUAUGUGGGCUCGUCGCAAGCUGGCGACCAUAGAAUCCAAUGGUUAUAUAUACCCCUAUACUUUUCGAACCAAGAUGUCAGAAAUCUUUCGAGAUCGGUCUUGUAUAGACUGGUGGCUUCCUAACGAUGAAGGUUACCCGCCAAUCAUACGUUCCAUCCGCAAAUUUGUGGAAGAGCGCUCGUCGCCUGCCAUAGACUUGCCAGGAGAGGAUCUACGAGACAUGAAACAAAUAUUUGCUUCCCUGAAGCUCGAUGACGCACGUUCGAGAUUGCCGCCGUUUGUGUUUAAAGAGCAGGGUGUCAUUCCAGAGGUAGCGGUAGUCGGAAGCCAAACAGGUUGGGCGGCUUCACAUUUGGAGCCAGGAAAUAUGCAAGAUGUGGAAUGGUUGAAUCUUGCGGAAGGUGGAGCAUAUGGAUUGCAUGCCGGCCAAGGUCCUCGAGGUUUAGAUCAAAACGAUAGUGCACAUAGGUUGCCACAAAGAGGCUUUCCACAAGGAGGAUGAACAAUAUCGGAAACCAACGAUGCAACAAACACUGGCAAAACAUAGUGACAACUGUAAAUCAAUCU
Messenger RNA from Amorphotheca resinae ATCC 22711, 2380 nucleotides. RefSeq lists its product as hypothetical. The transcript is spliced from 5 exons. NCBI's taxonomy places the organism in Eukaryota, Fungi, Ascomycota, Leotiomycetes, Helotiales, Amorphothecaceae. Gene Ontology annotation, biological process: positive regulation of transcription by RNA polymerase II. The record is from RefSeq and is a predicted model, not a curated record. Gene Ontology annotation, molecular function: transcription cis-regulatory region binding; zinc ion binding; DNA-binding transcription factor activity, RNA polymerase II-specific. Gene Ontology annotation, cellular component: nucleus. Bases 150 to 2315 code for a protein of 721 amino acids.